This is a messenger RNA of Pelmatolapia mariae (spotted tilapia), 1416 nucleotides long. RefSeq names its product zinc-binding protein A33-like. The record is from RefSeq and is a predicted model, not a curated record. Gene Ontology annotation, biological process: protein ubiquitination. The transcript has a single exon. Bases 1 to 1416 code for a protein of 471 amino acids. Gene Ontology annotation, cellular component: cytoplasm. Lineage: Eukaryota; Metazoa; Chordata; Actinopteri; Cichliformes; Cichlidae. Gene Ontology annotation, molecular function: zinc ion binding; protein binding; ubiquitin protein ligase activity.
AUGUCUUUCAGAUCAAAUGAUGAUCUCUCCUGUCCUGUCUGCCGUGAUAUAUUUAGAGAUCCUGUUGUCCUCCCAUGCAGCCACAGCUUCUGCAAAGCCUGCCUGAGGAACUGGUGGACAGAGAAACGAAUACAGGAGUGUCCAGUUUGUAAAAGAACAUCAUCAAGGAGUGACCCAACUUGCAACUUAGUAUUGAAAAAACUGUGUGAUUCAGUGUUACAGAGGGGACAGAGGAGAACUGCAGUGUCUGAGACCCUCUGCAGUCUCCACAGUGAGAAUCUCAAACUCUUCUGUGUGGACCAUCAGCGGCCAGUAUGUGUCGUCUGUCUGCAUUCAGAUGAGCACUCCAGACACAAAUUCAAACCAAUUAAUGAAGUUGCAUCAGUUAACAGAGCUCACCUCCAGAAAUCCCUGAAACCCUUAAAAGAGAAACUGAAGCUUUUUCAACAAGUUAAAGAAAACUGUGAGAAAACGGCAGAGCAUAUCAAGGUCCAGGCCCAAAACACAGAGAGGCAGAUCAAGGAGCAGUUUCAAAGGCUGUGCCAGUUUCUACAAGAAGAAGAGGAAAACAGAAUUGCCCUUCUGAAGAAGGAAGAGCAGCAGAACAGUCAGGAGAUUACAGAGAAGAUUAAGGCUCUGAGCAGAGAGAUAGACAGUCUUUCAGACACAAUCAGUGCCACAGAGAAUGAGCUGAGAGCUGGAGACGUCUCAUUCUUGCAGAACUACAAGAUCGCAACAAUAAGAGCUCAAAGGCGCCCCCUGCUGGAUGACCCACAGCUGGUUCCAGGAGCUCUGAUAGAUGUGGCCAAACACCUGGGCAACCUGGGCUUCAAUAUCUGUAACAACAUGAAGAAACUGUUUUCCUACUCACCUGUGAUUCUGGAUCCCAACACAGCAAAUCCAGAACUCGUUCUGUCUGAAGAUCUGACCAGUGUGAGAUGUGAAAGUGAACAGAUGCUCCCUGACAACCCUGAGAGGUUUGAUUACUGUCGCAUUGUUCUGGCCUCUGAGGGCUUUAACUCAGGGACUCACAGCUGGGACGUUGAGGUUGGAGAAAGCAAGGACUGGUUUGUGGGUGUUGCUGCAGAGUCCGUUCAGAGAAAGGGAAAGCGCCCGUCCUGUUUAUGGAGAAUAGGAUGCUUUAAUGGUAAUUACAUAGCACGGUGCUUAUCGGAUCCCUCGUUGGCUCUUACACUGAAAACAAAGCCCAGAAAGGUCAGAGUUCACCUAGACUGGUACAGGGGAAUACUGUCAUUCUUUGACCUAGAUACGAACACACACAUACACACCUUCACACACACUUUCACAGAGAAGCUGUUUCCAUAUUUUAACACUGUAAAUGUGUAUCCACUGAAGAUAAUACCCAGGAAAAUAGCGCUAAAGCCCUGGUCAGACAGUAUUAGUGUAGGAGUCUAA